AUGGACGACUCGCAUGUGAUCCAGGGCAUCUCCUGGGGCGACAUGGUCGCGCACAUGGAGCGCGGCGGCAUGGACCGCGGCAUGGUGUAUUUCGGCUAUAACCUGAUUCUCCACUACGUCUACAGCUACCUCCCCGACCCGCCCGUCUCCCCCUCCCCCGCCGCCACCCUCUCGCUCUCCGCCGCGCCCUCGCCCCCCGACGCCGUCGACCGCAUCAGCCGCCUCCCCGACGCGGUCCUCCGCGACAUCGUCUCCCGCCUCCCCGCCAAGGACGCCGCGCGCACCGCCGCCCUCGCCUCGCGCUGGCGGCCCCUCUGGCGCUCGGCUCCUCUCACUCUCGCCGACAGCCACCUGCUUCCGGACGGCGGCGCGGGCGGUCAGCUCGUCAUCGGCGCUGCCUCUCCCCGCGCCGUCACCGACGCGGUGUCCCGCGUCCUCGCGGCGCACCCGGGGCCCUUCCGCUGCGUCCACCUCACCCGCAGCACCAUGGAGGAGCACCGCGGCGAGAUGGCCCGCUGGCUCGACAUCCUCGCCGCCAAGGGGGUCCAAGAACUCGUCUUUGUCAACCGCCCUUUGCCGAUAGACCUGCGCCUCCCCGCCACCAUCUUCAGCUGCGCCUCCCUCACCCGCCUCCAUCUCGGCAUCUGGAGGCUCCCGGACACCGCCGCCGUACCGCGCGCCGCCAGAUUCCCCAAUCUCCGGGAGCUCGGCCUCUAUUGGAAUUCCAUGGAGGACCGUGAUCUCGACUUCAUGCUUGAAAGAAGCCCCGUCCUGGAGUCGCUCUUCAUCAUGGGAUUCCAGAGCGGAUUACGCCUCCGCCUCGUCAACCACAGCAUCCGCUGCAUUCAGCUGGGCUUUUCCUUCGCGGAGGACAUCGACGUGGUGGACGCCCCUAGCCUGGAGAGGCUCUUUCAGUUUGCCGAGCUCACCGAUUCCCCCAAGAUGAACAAUGGCCGCUCCACCAGGAAACGCUCUUCUAUGAUCAAGAUUGGCUCUGCUCCUAAACUGCGUGUGCUGGGAUACCUUAAGCCAGGAGAGCAAGAGCUGGCUGGGAGCAAGGAGAACAUUGUCCCUAGUGUGCAGAUUUUGGGCAUAGAGGUGCAGUUCGGUGUCCGCAAUGCUGUCAAGAAAGUGCCUGGCUUCCUCAGAUGCUUCCCCAACCUGGAGACGCUCCAUGUCCAUUCCCACCCCAUAUCUGAAGAGUCCACUGGCAAGGUGAAUGUCAAGUUCUGGCAGGACGGAGGUCCCAUCAAAUGCAUCCUGCAGAGCAUGAAGAAGGUGUUCUUCUAUGAGUUCCGAGGGUCGAGAAGCGAGGCUGCUUUCCUCAAGUUCGUCGCGGAGAAGGCUCGGGUGCUGGAGCAGAUGGUGGUUGUGGUGGCCAUAGAGUGUUUCUCCCUGGGGGAUGAUAAUGUGAGGGUGAAGCUGAAGCCUCUAACCAGCGCAAAAUGGAACAGCAAAGCUUGCAGACUAGAGCUCUUCAAGAGCCCGGUCACUGACGGUUCAGGUCAUGCUUACAACCACGAACUAGCUUCUGAUUUUGAGUUUGCUGACCCUUUUGACCUCAAGUACUACAAAAGAGCAGAAAGGAUCUCUGUAAGUUAA
Messenger RNA from Triticum turgidum subsp. durum (durum wheat), 1602 nucleotides. The record is from the annotation of a GenBank genome assembly. Lineage: Eukaryota; Viridiplantae; Streptophyta; Magnoliopsida; Poales; Poaceae.